This is a messenger RNA of Pteronotus mesoamericanus, 1449 nucleotides long. RefSeq names its product hydroxyacyl-thioester dehydratase type 2 (gene HTD2). Gene Ontology annotation, cellular component: mitochondrion. The transcript has a single exon. Gene Ontology annotation, molecular function: (3R)-hydroxyacyl-[acyl-carrier-protein] dehydratase activity. The record is from RefSeq and is a predicted model, not a curated record. Bases 1 to 507 code for a protein of 168 amino acids. Gene Ontology annotation, biological process: fatty acid biosynthetic process. Lineage: Eukaryota; Metazoa; Chordata; Mammalia; Chiroptera; Mormoopidae.
AUGUUGCCAGUAAUUUCCAGCCAUCGUCUUUGGUGGAGUAGGCUUCAGAGGGGAAUCUGCAUGAACCAGCUAGUUGUAAGAAGGCAGCACUUUCAGCAAAAGCACAUCAGAGUUGGAGACCGGGCUGAACUCAGCAGGGCCUUCACACAGAGGGAUGUGGUUGCCUUCUCAGAAUUAACGGGGGAUGUCAAUCCUUUGCAUUUAAAUGAAGAUUUUGCAAAACACACCAAGUUUGGAAAGACAAUUGUACAUGGAGUUUUGAUCAAUGGACUUAUUUCAGCUCUCCUGGGUACUAAAAUGCCAGGACCAGGCUGUGUAUUUCUUUCCCAGGAAAUUAACUUUCCAGCCCCUUUAUAUGUUGGAGAAGUUGUUUUAGCUUCUGCGGAAGUGAAAAGGCUGAAGCAGUUCAUUGCUGUUAUUGCUGUGUCAUGUUUUGUAAGAGAAAGUGAAAAGACUGUUAUGGAAGGCUGGGUUAAAGUUAUGGUUCCAGAAGCUCCCAAAUCCUGAUAUAUGUGUUUAAAGAUGCAAGCUCAGACAUCAGUGUCACUGUUACUGAAGUGCCUCUGAGGAAAACAUUGCUAUUCUUCAACAAGGAAUGGCCAGCAGAUCCAGCAUCUCCUAUACGGGGGAGGGGAGCAGGCAGCAAGGUGUUCACAUGCCUACUUGAUAAUUUGGCCUUAAUGCUUCAUGCAUACUUGAGUAUAUUUAUCAUGUCUAGGUUUGUAAAAUUGAAAAAAUAUUGGAAAUGUUAUAAUGUAGCUAAAGGUUCUACUUUUAGGAUUUUGAACCAAGUUAAAUUUUCAUUUGGAUGACACAAAUUUAACUAUAUAUAGAAUAAAUUUCUCACUGACUCUAUAGCUAGCUAGUACUUUUAUUGAAGGCAACAAAAGAAGUUGGAUCAUCUUUGAACACCUAUCUUUUACCAGUAAAUAGCCUUGAAUACUGUUCUUCAGCAGUUUCUGGGUCAGAGUUUUUUGUAAUUUGUUACUGUUUACACCAAGAUGGCAUCUUGUCUAACCUUCAGGUGGUACUUGCCUUUCAGAUGGUUUUCCUGCUAUCAGAAAAAGGUUUAUAUGCAGACUUGGACUCAGUUAUGUAAACUCUUGGUCUAAUCUAUAAAAUGGGGGUAAUAACACCACACAGGAUUGUUGAAGAUGAUAGACACAAAUAGCAAAACACAAGGCCUUGCCUGUGACCAGUAGCUACUACUAUUGUCCAUUCUGCUCUGUGAAGGAGGUUAGCCUAAGUUUAAAGCUAACUGGCCCACAGGUAAACAGCCCAAUCUUUAUGAUGUCAACCAAUCUCUUGGUAUUCUAAACCUGGAAUAGAUCUUGAGUGCAAAGUUUCUAUUUUAGUAAUCCAGAUUAUUUUCUCUCUUCCUUGAAAAUAUUGUGGGUUGCCCCUUUAUAUAAAUAAUAUAUGCUUGUAAAAAUAAAAUUAUAAAUAAAA